This is a messenger RNA of Phasianus colchicus (ring-necked pheasant), 1993 nucleotides long. It is a transcript of the gene ALG8, whose product is annotated as ALG8 alpha-1,3-glucosyltransferase. Gene Ontology annotation, cellular component: endoplasmic reticulum membrane. Lineage: Eukaryota; Metazoa; Chordata; Aves; Galliformes; Phasianidae. Gene Ontology annotation, molecular function: dolichyl pyrophosphate Glc1Man9GlcNAc2 alpha-1,3-glucosyltransferase activity. Gene Ontology annotation, biological process: protein N-linked glycosylation; dolichol-linked oligosaccharide biosynthetic process. The record is from RefSeq and is a predicted model, not a curated record.
GCGUCUGUAGGGGCGCGUAAUGGCGGCGGGCGGCUGGAGCUGGUUUCGCGCUUUGGCGCUCGGCGUCUCCUUCCUCAAGUGCCUCCUCAUCCCCACGUAUCAUUCCACAGACUUUGAAGUGCACCGGAACUGGCUGGCCAUCACGCACAACUUGCCUCUGUCUCGCUGGUACUAUGAAGCAACUUCGGAAUGGACCCUGGAUUAUCCACCUUUUUUUGCUUGGUUUGAAUAUGCAUUGUCACAUAUUGCCAAGUACUUUGACCCUAAGAUGUUGGUUAUUGAAAAUCUGAAUUACGCCAGUCCUGCAACCGUCUUCUUCCAAAGAUUUUCUGUCAUCUUCACAGAUGUUCUCUUCAUAUAUGCAGUUCGUGAAUGCUGCAGAUGUGUGAAUGGGAAGCGAGCUGCAAAGGAUAUUCUGGAAAAACCAACCUUUAUUCUUGCUGUUCUGCUCUUGUGGAACUUUGGGCUGUUAAUUGUGGAUCAUAUUCAUUUUCAGUACAAUGGCUUUCUGUUUGGCCUGAUGCUUCUCUCUGUUGCCCGACUAUGUCAGAGGAGAUAUCUGGAAGGUGCUCUUCUUUUUGCUGUUCUUCUGCAUUUCAAACACAUCUACUUGUAUGUGGCCCCAGCAUAUGGCAUUUAUUUGCUGCGCUCCUAUUGCUUUACUGCAAGUAAUGCAGAUGGAUCUGUGAAGUGGAGGAGUUUCAGCUUUCUUCGUAUAACCCUUCUGGGAUUGAUUGUCUGUCUUAUUUCUGCCCUUUCAUUGGGCCCCUUCAUAGUAUUGGGCCAACUGCCUCAAGUGAUUUCACGCCUUUUUCCUUUCAAGCGAGGCCUCUGCCAUGCUUAUUGGGCCCCUAACUUCUGGGCUUUGUACAGUGCUGUGGAUAAAGCACUCACAGUUGUUGGCUUGAAGUAUAACUUUCUUGAUCCUACAAAAAUUCCUAAAGCCUCAAUGACAGGAGGACUGGUUCAAGAAUUUCAGCAUACUGUUCUUCCUUCUGUGACUCCACUGGCAACAUUAAUCUGUAGUUUCAUAUCAAUAUUGCCCUCUGUUUUCUGUCUUUGGUUUAAACCUCAAGGGCCCAGAGGCUUUCUUCAGUGCCUUGUUCUUUGUGCAUUGAGCUCCUUCAUGUUUGGCUGGCACGUGCAUGAAAAAGCAAUACUCCUUGCUAUUCUGCCUUUAAGCUUGCUGUCUGUUCAGAGAGCAAAGGAUGCUGGCAUCUACUUGAUUCUCACAACCACAGGGCAUUUCUCACUUUUUCCAUUGCUGUUCACAGCACCAGAACUUCCAAUUAAAAUACUGCUUAUGCUGCUGUUCAGCGUUUAUAGCUUCUCUUCACUGAAAUCGCUGUACAGGAAGGAAAAGCCUCUCCUUAGCUGGCUUGAAACAAUCUACCUCAUCCAUCUGGUGCCUUUGGAAAUCUUCUGUGAAAUUGUAUUUCCUCUGACCCCUUGGAAACUGCGGUUUCCUUUUAUCCCCCUGUUGCUGACCUCUGUUUACUGUGCUCUGGGCAUCACAUACGUGUGGCUGAAACUUUAUGUCUCUGUCUUGUUGGAAAGAACUUCAAUUAGACAGAAGGCUGAGUAACAUCACGUUGGUGGGAGCCAUCCCAACUUAUCCCUUUGAGAUUUAUCAAGCACUGUGAGGGGUUGUCAUAAGGACAUACGCUGUCUUACUGGCUGAAUGUGUAUUGUCUCCAUGAGGGAAGUUUCUUCCACUUCUGUACUGUCCAACUACGAUACCUCUGCUUGGUAACGCUCAUCACAGCGACGUGGCCCAGCGAGAUGCAGCAUAAUGCAAAAAACUCUGUAUUUGUACUGACUGUGAGAGGUCCAGACUUCUGUCCUGAGCAAAACCUGCCUGACUUUCACAUUACUCUUGGUAAUUUGCCAUUCUAUUUUUAUUAAGAUACAAAAGAUCAUUGCUGUAUGGAGGUGAGCAUUGCCACAGUGUACUGCGGAAUGUGUAAAUAAAAGCUUGGUAUUUUUGUUCUGA